UUUGGAGCUAUCAACGGUUUUACAAGUGAAAUAUAUGAAUUAUUGCACAAAACUAAUGUCAAGCAACCAUUUCGCAUUACAAAUAAAUGCAAUAUAAACACACAAAUGCAAUCAACUGUAACUCAGCAGAAUGUCUUUACUUUACUCGUGUCAAAGUUUCAAUCAAGGCCUAAUAAUAGCUCAGUUUAUGGUAUCACAGCAAACAAAGCUAUCAGAAAGAUGACACAGCAUACGAUCGAUCAAUAUUGCAUUCACGAUUAUCUUCAAAAUAUCGAACAUUGGUCAUCACAAGAAAUCGAAAAUGAGGCAGUUUUGAUUGAAGUAUUUGAGUUUGCUUAUCUAGACAAUGAUUAUAAGGUGACUAUUCACGCAUCUUCUAAUUAUUAUGGACAAGCGGUUUUCUCAAAUGUUUGUGUUGAAAUGGAUAAAUCUGAACAGGAUAACUAUUUAACAGAUAAUGGUUUAUGUUAUGCAAAGAUUCUUCUUAUUGUUCGGAUUACCUCGCCAAAACUAAAUCAGAAGCUUGAGCUUGCUCUCGUUCACUGGUAUGACUUUGCCUAUCCAUCUGAUAUACAUCGUCAUUAUUUUUAUAA
Messenger RNA from Racocetra persica, 593 nucleotides. The record is from the annotation of a GenBank genome assembly. NCBI's taxonomy places the organism in Eukaryota, Fungi, Glomeromycota, Glomeromycetes, Diversisporales, Gigasporaceae.